Messenger RNA from Tetrahymena thermophila SB210, 903 nucleotides. RefSeq names its product kinase domain protein. The transcript has 11 exons. Gene Ontology annotation, cellular component: cytosol; nucleus; perinuclear region of cytoplasm. Lineage: Eukaryota; Ciliophora; Oligohymenophorea; Hymenostomatida; Tetrahymenidae. Gene Ontology annotation, biological process: nucleocytoplasmic transport; activation of GTPase activity. Gene Ontology annotation, molecular function: GTPase activator activity; small GTPase binding. The record is from RefSeq and is a predicted model, not a curated record.
AUGCUUGAAAAUACAAAUAUUUUCGAAAGUUUAAAUGAUUUUAUUACAUCAAGCGCUCCGAAGAAUCAACAUAUUUAGUUAAAUUUAAACAAAUAAAAUAUAAGCAACAAAAAUCUACUAGAACUAGCAAAUAUUCUUCCUUUCUAAUUUAAAGAUCUUAAAACCUUUGAAAUCUAUUUAUAAUAAUGUGAAAUUAGUGAAUAAGCAAUUUUUAUAAUAUGUUAUGGCUUAUCUUAAUGUACUUCUCUUUAAUCUCUAUUGAUAGAUCUAUAAUUCAAUAAUGUUGGAGCAAAAAGUAUUUCUGAUUUGGGUUCUGGAUUAUCUAACUUUAAAAAUCUCAUUAUUUUUAAGCUUUUUCUUAAUAAAAGUAAUAUUUGCGACGAAGGUAUUUCUGCUUUAGCAAACGGAUUAUAGAAAUGCAUAAAUCUAACAUAUUUAGAACUAUAUUUACAAGAAAAUAAUAUAUAAAACCAAGGAUUAUCUAAUUUAGGAAUUCAGUUAGCAAGAUGUGCAAAUCUAGAAAAUUUGAUUAUUAAUUUAAAGAAUAAUUAAGUUGGAUCUUAAGGAUUAAAUGCAUUUGGUACUGGGAUAUCAUUUUGUAAAAAGCUUUCUAGUUUAUAUAUUUGUUUGAGCUAGAAUAAAUUAUGUAGUAAAGGUAUUUCUAGCUUUGGCAUUUCUUUAGCAGAGUGUUCAAAUCUCAAGAUACUAAACUUGCAGAUACAGGAAAACUAAAUAAAUCACUAAGGACUGUAUAAGUUUGCUACUGAAUUAUCUAACAAUAAAAGUUUAGUUUAAUUAACAUUGUUAAUUGAUGAAACAAAUAUUUAGACAAUUCUUAGAAAUAAACUACUUAAAAAACUAAAUAUGCUAGUUAUUCUAAAUAUUAAUUAACUUUAAUAAUGA